Ectocarpus sp. CCAP 1310/34 is the source of this 2645-nucleotide messenger RNA. The record is from the annotation of a GenBank genome assembly. NCBI's taxonomy places the organism in Eukaryota, Phaeophyceae, Ectocarpales, Ectocarpaceae.
AUGACAGAGGUGCAGGAGAUGAUGGGCAUGCUGCCAUCGCUACUGCAGGCCGAGUCGGAAGGGCAAGGCCAGGAGGGGUCGGCGGCGCUGCAAGAUGGCGCCGCGGGUGCGGCGGAAAUGGGGGUUCCGCCGAGCAGCCACCGAGAGCUGUGUCCUGCGGUGGUCGUCAGGGAGGGCAACACUGCUGGAGGAGAGAGCAGCAGUAGGCCGGGCGUGGAAGGCGCCCUGGUGCGGGAUGUGGAGGUCCCUGCUGCAGGUGGGUUUGGUGCAUUCCAAGACACCAACUCUCUUCGUAGUAUGUUCGGCAGUGCUUGCGUACAGCAGCCUGCUGCCGGAGACACUGGUGAGAGUGUCACAGCAACCGAUCAAUCCAUUCAGGGGAGGUCGGGUGGAGAAUGCAGCACGGACGGAAGGGUCGUGUCCACUGUUCUGCCUUGCUGUAGUAGCGGGCGGGGCGCACAGAAGUCGCCGAAAUUGAUGAACGGACGGAGGGGCCGUGAAGUCGCGCAGUUUUGGCGCGCAUUCCAUCUGCGGUAAGGCGGUGGAGCACCAGGACGGUAGAGAGACCGUUGGGCAGGAUUGCCGGAGACACUCAACCAUGGAUCGACCGCGCGACGGCGCGGGGGGGGGGGGGCGCCGUACAUGCUUGAUGCUGGCGGUGUUUUGUUAAGUCGAUCCAAGGCCGGCAGUAGAGGCCGGGUACGCCCUACCACGGUUGACACGCGCGACGGCACGUCGGGGGGUGGGCGCCGAUCACGCGGGAGCGGGCGGCGUUUUUUUACCACAGCACGGACGGAGGGGCCGGGCCGUGGCUGUUCUGCCUCGUCAUAGGAGCGGGGGGAGUAGCAUAUUAAGUCGCGCGGAGGUGGCGCGCAACCAUCAGCCGGAGGUGGGUGGUGGAACGGGGCACAGCUAAGUGGGUGUCAUCAAAGUCGCGUGGGGAGGUGCCGCGCGCAUUUCAUCAGCCGGGAACGAGCGGUGGAGACAAGAAUGCGUCAGGAUGGACGUGAGGAAUUAAAGGCGUGCUUCGCCAUCAAGAUGUGUUGGUGGAGUAGUUGGAAUAAGCUUGGAUUUUGUUGUCUUGUUUUGUGUGGAGGUACCAGUUUGAGGUCGUGAUGAAAUCAAGCAACUUGUAUUCGAGGAAAUUCUGUUCACUGUUGCGUGUUUCUUUCCGCCGUCAUUUGCGCGUUGUCUUGCACCCAAAUCGUGGUUGUUCUGAAUGUUUGUGUUCGUCGUUAUGCCAUUAGUGCAUCCUUCGCCGGUGACGUUGUGUUGCUGGUGAUGAUGGCAAAGUGUCGGGGGGUAGAGACGUUCACGUUGGUAGAAUUUGUCACCAUCACUCAUGUGUGGGGGCUACGCGGUUAUAUGUGACCCACGGCCUAAGUAGGAGGCGCAACAAGUGUUUUGUUUACCUGAGUUGUUGCAGAACAAGGGAGGGUGGAAACGGGCGUGUUUCUUUUGAGAAUGUUACGCUUGAAGAGUACGCCCGGUCUUGGUAUUAUGCAACUUGACAGGUUGGUGUGUCGGGCAGGUAUGCAGUUGUUAGUGGAAGUCGAUUUUGUUUUCACGUACGGAAGCAUGUUGGUUGUGUCUGUUUUGGGAAGCGACAUCUAGGUGAUGGCCAUGUGCGUGUUCCUCUGGGCGCCGGUGUUGCGCAAGGGAGGGCACUAGGCUUAGGUUCCUGGUGUGCUUGUCUAUAAUGCAGACAGCGUAGAUGCUUGGGGUUCGUAGUACAGCGUUACCAAGUUGUGGGGGGGCGUUUGUGUUUUGCGUAGUUGUGCUUGAAGGUUCAGUAGCAAGUUGAUGUAUCCUUGAUUGAAGGAGAACUGAGGAUUGAUUUGGUAGUUUGCAGAUGGUGGACCUUGUUUGAAGCAGGCUACAUUCGGCAGGUUGUAUAUUUCUCAAAAGCGGGCAUCCUUUGGAGAAUCGAGUUUGAUUGGUUUUUCAGUUGGAAACAGGUCAUGAUUUUGAGUUCGUGUAGGAUUGCAGAUGGUUGAACCGAAGGCAGGGAGAACGUACCUGUUCGAUGCAGUUUUCGUGUGGAAUGCAGAUAGACAGGGAGGGCGUUGCCUGUAUGUGUGUGACACCUGAAGAGUCAGUUGGUGCUGCACAGCAAGGAGUUCGUUCCAUCAUGUCGGAAGGAUUUGUCAGAGGCGUUGCUCGAGGUAGUAGAGCGUUGCCUAGAAUUUGUAAUCCGAGCGUCUGGAGUGGUUUUAUCUUUGUCUUCUUGCAGUACGGCCGUUGGAAUCAUUGGUGAUAUGGACGGCUAUUGGAUUUUGUUUGAGCCGUUGGAAUCUUUCGUGAUAUGAUCGGCGUGAGGCGUUGAAUUUCUGAGGGGUUUUGAUCCGGUGGCCGGGUUUCCCCUUUACUUUUGGUUUGUCUCGAAAAGUAGCCGUUACGUAGGACGCAGCUGGGACAACUUGAAGGACAGCACUUCAGACAGCAGAAUGCUGUAGUCGGCAAUCUUCCGUUUUGGUAUAGAGUGGGACAGGGAGGGGUUGAUGCUACUGCUGUAGUCGAACGGUGGGACGGACGUGCAGUUCAGUUUUUGGGCACGCAUACGGUGCUGCAGGGAUUUUUAGGUGUACCUCUUCGGGCUCUUGGAUACAUUUUUCCCGUUAUAUGUGUGCGUGUUCUUUAGAUCU